AUGGCCCUUCCAUCAGCCCAGCAUCACCACAUCGUCUUCCUGCAGGGAGCGGCGGUCCCCGUACCCCAGUUCAACCUCCCCGCACCAUUCACCUACUCGCAGACUGUUCACGCUUGGACAACCCCUGCCGAGGUUGCAGAGCGCGUUCGAGAUGCAUCUAUUCUCGUUCUAUCUGCCGUCCGAAUUGACGCCACUACACUCUCAGCCGAGAACAGCCCGCAUCUCAAGCUCAUCGCCAUGGUCGCUACGGGCUACGACUGCGUGGAUCUUGAAGCAUGCCGGAAAAGAGGAAUCGUUGUCUGCAAUUGUCCCAAUUCCAAUAUCGAGGCUGUGUCCGAGCACGCAAUAGGAUUGUACUUUGCUACGCGGCGAAGAUAUCUGGACAUGCACCUGUCAACGAGAGCAGGGAACUGGAAGAAGCACGGAUUGCUGAUGUUUGAUUAUCUUGAUAAGGAUGGGACUCCGCCUUUGACUUGCCAGGACGAAGUUGCUGGCAUUAUUGGAAACGGAAGCGUUGGAAAAAGAAUCGCCACAAUGGCACGUAAUCUAGGAAUGAAGGUCCUGGUAUCCGAUCGCAAGGUAUCAAGUGCUGAUACCUCAGACCCUUCAAGGGUUCCGUUUGACUCGGUCAUCAAGCAAAGCACGGUACUUUUCGUCGCUGUGCCGCUUACCGACUCAACUCGGAAUUUUAUCUCGACGCCGGAAUUUGAAUCCAUGUCCUCGCAUGCCUUGGUGAUCAACGUUUCCCGAGGUGGCACUGUGGACGAAGAGGCCCUCGUCCAGGCAUUGCGCGAGCGCAGAAUCUCGGGGGCAGCCACAGACGUAUUCAAAGAGGAGCCUGCAGGUCCUGGAACCACGCCCUUACUCGCGGAAUAUGCUGGGGAUCUUAACAUUAUUGCCACACCGCAUCUUGCUUGGCUGUCCCAGAGAACCUCCGUCAACUACGCGAUGAAUUUAAAAAAGGCGGUUGAAGCUUGGACAUCAGGGCAACCUAUCAAUGUCGUGGCCUGA
Molecule: messenger RNA, 1011 nt
Organism: Aspergillus versicolor CBS 583.65
Lineage: Eukaryota; Fungi; Ascomycota; Eurotiomycetes; Eurotiales; Aspergillaceae
Product: D-isomer specific 2-hydroxyacid dehydrogenase family protein
Exons: 2
Coding region: 1-1011 (336 amino acids)
Molecular function (GO): NAD binding; oxidoreductase activity, acting on the CH-OH group of donors, NAD or NADP as acceptor
Source: RefSeq, a predicted model, not a curated record